GCAGCUGGGGUCGGCUAGAUAAACAAAAAGUUAGUUGCUGUGCUGGACCUCGGAGAGACCACUCCUCGGGACGCCAGCUGAAAACCAGCGCUGGGAAACGCCCCCGACCCAGCGCCACCGAAACACUCUUCCUCCGAGUCUCCGCGUCCUCCUGACGGAAGCAGCGGGAGGCGGAGCUAGUGCCGCGAAUAGGAACCGCCAUGUUUCCGAGGUGCGCUAGUUUCUCGCCGGACGCUAAAGACCGACGCACAAAUUAAGAAUGGACCAUUCUUUUAACUCAGUCAUUUAUCCAAACUCGAGACAUUCGCCAGGAAAUCUAUCGAAAAUUUCCCAGAACCAUUUUUUCACUUAUAUUCUAUAAUACUGGUAAAAUCGAGACGUAAAAGGAGCACUUUAGAACAAGUCAUUCUGCUUUCCCCUCUCAAGUUUGAGCCUGAACUACUUGGGCUCGCUUAUCGUCACUUCCGGGGAUCGAACUGUGAAUCCCGGAAACUGCACGCGCAGAGCCGGGAAGCUUCGUCCAGCGGUCGUGUUGCCAUGGGCCGGAGGAGAGCCCCGGCCGGUGGGUCGCUGGGACGGGCCCUUAUGCGCCAUCAGACUCAGCGGAGCCGAAGCCAUCGUCACACUGACUCCUGGUUGCACACAAGUGAACUCAAUGAUGGCUAUGAUUGGGGUCGUCUUAAUCUUCAGUCAGUGACUGAACAGAGCUCCCUUGAUGACUUCCUUGCUACUGCAGAGCUUGCAGGAACAGAGUUUGUAGCUGAGAAACUUAAUAUUAAGUUUGUGCCUGCUGAGGCUAGAACUGGACUACUGUCUUUCGAGGAGAGCCAGAGAAUUAAGAAGCUCCAUGAAGAAAACAAACAGUUCUUGUGUAUACCGAGGAGACCAAACUGGAACCAAAAUACUACCCCAGAAGAACUCAAACAAGCAGAGAAAGAUAACUUUCUAGAAUGGAGACGUCAGCUUGUCCGGCUAGAAGAGGAACAGAAGCUGUUAUUGACUCCAUUUGAACGAAAUUUGGACUUUUGGCGCCAGCUCUGGAGAGUCAUUGAGAGAAGUGAUAUUGUGGUCCAGAUAGUAGAUGCUCGAAACCCACUCCUGUUUAGAUGUGAGGAUUUGGAAUGUUAUGUGAAAGAAAUGGAUGCCAAUAAGGAGAACGUCAUUCUGAUCAACAAGGCAGACUUGCUGACUGCUGAGCAGCGGAGUGCCUGGGCCACGUACUUCGAAAAAGAAGAUGUGAAGGUUAUUUUCUGGUCAGCUUUGGCCGGAGCCAUUCCCCUGAAAGGUGACUCUGAGGAAGAGGCAAACAGAGAUGAUAGACAAAGCAACACAACCGAGUUUGGACAUUCCAGUUUCGACGAGGCUGAAAUUUCCCACAGUGAAUCCGAACAUCUCCCAGCUAGGGAUUCUCCUUCACUUAGUGAAAAUCCCACAACGGAUGAAGAUGACAGUGAGUAUGAGGACUGUCCAGAGGAGGGGGAAGAUGACUGGCAGACGUGCUCAGAAGAAGACGGUCCCAAGGAAGAGGACUGCGGCCAGGACCAGAAGGAAAGCUCUACUGCAGAUUCUGAGGCUCGGAGCAGGAAAACCCCACAGAAGAGGCAGAUACACAAUUUUAGCCAUCUGGUAUCCAAGCAGGAGUUACUGGAGCUCUUUAAGGAGCUACACACUGGGAGAAAGGUGAAAGAUGGGCAACUUACGGUCGGACUGGUGGGCUACCCUAAUGUUGGUAAGAGUUCAACAAUCAACACCAUCAUGGGCAACAAGAAAGUAUCUGUGUCUGCCACACCUGGUCACACAAAGCACUUUCAGACUCUCUACGUGGAGCCUGGCCUCUGCCUGUGUGACUGUCCUGGCUUAGUGAUGCCAUCUUUCGUGUCUACCAAGGCAGAAAUGACUUGCAGCGGAAUCCUCCCAAUUGAUCAGAUGAGAGAUCAUGUUCCUCCUGUAUCAUUAGUUUGCCAGAAUAUUCCAAGACAUGUUUUAGAAGCUACCUAUGGCAUUAACAUCAUAACGCCUAGAGAAGAUGAAGAUGCCCACCGACCUCCAACAUCGGAAGAACUGUUGACAGCUUAUGGAUACAUGCGAGGAUUCAUGACAGCACAUGGACAGCCAGACCAGCCUCGAUCUGCGCGCUACAUCCUGAAGGACUAUGUCAGUGGUAAGCUGCUGUACUGCCAUCCUCCUCCUGGAACAGAUCCUGUAACUUUUCAGCAUCAACACCAGCGACUCCUACAGAACAAAAUGAACAGUGAUGAAAUAAAAAUGCAGCUAGGCAGAAAUAAAAAAGCAAAGCAGAUUGAAAAUAUCGUUGACAAAACUUUUUUCCAUCAAGAGAAUGUGAGGGCUUUGACCAAAGGAGUCCAGGCUGUGAUGGGUUACAAGCCCGGGAGUGGUGUAGUGACUGCAGCCGCUGUGAGCUCUGAGAACGGGGCGGGGAAGCCCUGGAAGAUACAUGGCAACAGAAAUAAAAAAGAAAAAAGUCGUAGACUCUACAAGCACCUGGAUAUGUGAGGUUGGGCUGCAACAGAAAUGUCAUCUGCAUUGUGCAGAUGGAAAAGAGCAGAAGCUGCCUGUUGCCUGUGGAACUGUCCCAAGACACUAGCACUGUAGAAUGGGCCCUGCUCUUGCGGAGCACAGCUGCACCCAACAGUCUCCAUGUCAAGACCAAGGGCCUCCUGGAAACACCAACUCUGACGAAAAGGAGUCAUCUGGGAGCCCGAGAAUCCUACUCCUGGCCGGGCACAGUGGCUCACGCACCAACAUGGUGAAACCCCGUCUCUACUAAAAAUACAAAAAAAUUAGCCAGGCGUGGUGGCGCACACCUGUAAUCCCAGCUACUCGGGAGGCCGAGGCAGGAGAAUCACUUGAACCCGGGAGGCAGAGUUUGCAGUGAACGGAGAUUGCGCCACUGCACUCCAGCCUGGGCGACAGAGUGAGACUGCAUCACAAGAAAAAAAAUUUGCAAGGGAUGGUUCACGAGACACAUUUGGGACGAAGGUGAAAGAGAAAUUCCCCAUUCUGAGUGUCCUAGUUGGGUUCCUCCGACUCUAAACAAGGGACUUGGGUUCAGUUAGUGUGCAGCGGGGGCUCACGUCCACUAAGGAACAUGUAGAAUGUAACCACCAGGUGACAGGGAAGCUGCAGUAUUUACUACCUAGCCCCCAUCUUCACUGGUUAUUCCACUUAUUUAAAAUGUCCAGAAUAAGCAAAUCUCCAUAUAGAGGAAGUAGAUUAGUGGUUGCUUCAGGAUGGGAGGAAUGGGAAGAUUGAGGUCUUUCUUUUGCAGUGAUAAAAAUGUCCUAAAAUUGACUAUAGCGAUGGUCACACAACUCUGAAUAUGCUUAAGACCACUGAAUUACACACUUUACGUUGGUGAAUUGUAUGGUAUGUAAAUUAUAGUUCAAUAACAUAGUUACAAAAGAUCAUCGAAAACAUGAAAGCACUAUUGAUGUGGUUUGGACCUGUGUCCUCACCGAGUCCCAUGUUGAAAUGUAAGCCCCCUGGUGGGAGGGGGGACCUGGUGGGAGGUGAUGGGAUUAUGGGGCAGAGUCCUCACGAAGGGUUUAGCACCACCCCCUCAGUGCUGUUCUCGUGAUACUGAGUCCUCAUCACAUCUGGUUGCUUCAAAGUGUGUGGCGCCUCCCCUCUGUCUCCCUCCUGCUCUGGCCAUAUAAGAUGUGCCUGCUUCUCCUUCGCCUUCUAACAUGAUUGUAAGUUUCCUGAGGCCUCCCUAGAAGCAAAAGCUGCUGUGCUUCCUGUACCACCUACAGGACCGUGAGCCAAUUAAACCUCUUUUCUUUAUAAA
Messenger RNA from Pan troglodytes (chimpanzee), 3808 nucleotides. It is a transcript of the gene LSG1, whose product is annotated as large 60S subunit nuclear export GTPase 1. Gene Ontology annotation, molecular function: GTP binding; GTPase activity. The coding region runs from base 538 to 2514 and encodes 658 amino acids. Gene Ontology annotation, biological process: ribosomal subunit export from nucleus. Lineage: Eukaryota; Metazoa; Chordata; Mammalia; Primates; Hominidae. The transcript has 14 exons. Gene Ontology annotation, cellular component: cytosol. The record is from RefSeq and is a predicted model, not a curated record.